Cyprinodon tularosa is the source of this 6964-nucleotide messenger RNA. RefSeq names its product IQ motif and SEC7 domain-containing protein 1-like. Gene Ontology annotation, molecular function: guanyl-nucleotide exchange factor activity; protein binding. Gene Ontology annotation, biological process: regulation of ARF protein signal transduction; actin cytoskeleton organization. Bases 913 to 6120 code for a protein of 1735 amino acids. The transcript has 18 exons. The record is from RefSeq and is a predicted model, not a curated record. NCBI's taxonomy places the organism in Eukaryota, Metazoa, Chordata, Actinopteri, Cyprinodontiformes, Cyprinodontidae.
UCCUGUCAGCAGAGCAGGAUCUUUGCAGCAGUCUGCGGCCACAGCUCCCAGUAAGAAAGGGAUGAUGGGAGCCAGGCUGCGCUCAGCCUGACUGGGAGGGCUUUGGUUUCCCAGCUGACACCAGAAGGCCGCCACAGGAAGAAGCAGAACGGGAAGCGUCAUUGGAAGGAAUGAUCCUGGACGCCUCAUCGUGUCCUUGGAGCUGUGAUUAUAAGUGAGGGUCCAGAGAUCCUGCCCAGUUUCAUGCAGCCUGCAGGAUGGAACAAACGGGGUCGCCAUCCUCCGCCUACAACAGAAGAUGAUUGUUGUCUGACGCUAUCCGUUGGCUUUUUAUGAUUUAAGAGAAGUGUUGGAACAUUACAGCGUUUUCCUGAUCCCAGGAUGACGUCAUGAGGCGCUGCAGGGAAGCCGGGGAUUAGUCGACGUGUUGCAGAGCUGCUCCCUCUGCAGGAUGAACCAGGAGCUGCGGGCCCUGAUACAGUUCCUCCACAGAGACAGACAGACAGCCGUCUGAUACUGGAAGCUUCAGUCCUGGAUGGAGAUCAGUGAGAAUCGCUGAGCAGUUGGAACAUCGUGUCUGUGGGAUCUGCUCGCUCUGCUGGGAACGCCAGGGCAGGGAAUGCUGCUUCGCCCUGAUGGACUUCCUGCCCGCAGCACUCAGGGAAGACACUCAUCUUGAUUUUUAAAUCAGAACUUAUAGGGGAAAGGUCCUCUCCCCCCCACUCACCUCCGGUGGGGGGGAGGGUUGGGGAACUUCCUGUCUGAAGGUGUAGGCCUCAGGGCUGCAGGGUGUAGUUUAGCCAGUAGAUUAGACCUUUCUUUCAGCUCAUUUAGCUCCAGCGGGACCUAAGCGGACCAUCAGUGACCCUCCUUUAAAUCCUGCGCCGGUGCGUUCGGUCUCAGCCCGCCGUCAUGGAUGCCAGCCAGGCUCCGGGUGCAGGCAGUCCGGAGAGCCCGAACCGCGCUGUGGAGUACCUGCUAGAGCUCAACAACAUCAUCGAGAGCCAGCAGAAGCUUCUGGAAACGCAGCGGCGGCGAAUCGAGGAACUGGAGGUCCAACUGGACCGCCUCAGCCAGGAGAAUAAAGACCUGCGUUUGGACCGGCAGCCUGUUGCUCCUCCACCGCCCGCUCCUCCUCCCGAGCCUCCCCUCCCGCCUCCUCCCCCGCCUCCGCCUCCAGCUCACAGCACGGCAUCCAAGAACCAUCACCACCAUAACAGCCAGGCUCCGCCUCCGCCCCCCGCCUCCAUCACUCUCCACCACAGCCACCAGUCUCACCAUCACCCCCACCAGCAGCACCACCACCACCACCAUCACUCCUACAAUAGCAGCGCCGCGACUUCUCUUCCUGCUCGAGCGCCAUCAAACCCCGCCUCCAUCUAUGUUCCCACCCAGAUCCCAGCUCCAACCUCCCCCACCAGCCCAGCCCCACCCCCGCCGCCCCCUCCCAUCCCGCCCAGAGAUCAGCCGCGGGCCCACAGCCGGCUGACCCGAGCGCCCUCCACCAGCACCGGGACUAACACCAACUUUGUGGAGAAGGAGAAGGAGCGUCUGGAACGACUGCACAGAGCCAACGCUGCCAAUAACCACCAUGCCCACACCCUGCACCACCAAAAACCCGUGGAGGGAGACCCUCAGUGUCCAGAGGUCCUCAACUUCUCAGACUCGUCCUUUGGACAUCCUGCUCCCUUCCAUCGCUAUAGCAACAGCCCGCUCUGCAGCCCCUGUGACCCCUACGGUCCCACUUCCAGCAGCGGGCCCCUGGGAGCCUCUUACCCGCAGACACAGGGCAGCUCGCCGAUACCCCCCCCCAGCCCAGCUAGCCUUGCCUGGGCUCAGCGCAGCAGACAUCAGCCGGCCAGCCUGGCGCUCCGCAAGCAAGAGGAGGAGGAGAGCAAACGCUGCAAGGCGCUAUCUGACAGCUAUGAGCUCUCUACAGACCUCCAGGACAAGAAGGUGGAGAUGUUGGAAAGGAAGUAUGGCGGCCAGUUUGUGUCCCGGCGGGCAGCGAGGACGAUCCAGACGGCGUUCAGACGAUACCGCAUGAACAAGAAGUUUGAGAGGCUCCGCAGCUCGGCCUCAGAGAGCAGGAUGACCCGCCGCAUCAUCCUGUCCAACAUGAGACUGCAGUAUUCGUUUGAUGAGCGGCAGCCGCAGGGUCAGGGCUCACCCGGUCAGCAGGGCUCAGAGGACGCUGGAGACAUGGACGACUCUUUUUCCAAACAGGUAAAAUCUCUCGCUGACUCCAUGGACGACUCUCUCACCUGCCAGUCUGGCCGGGAAGACUCACAGGACGUCGGAGGAGAAGGAGAGGAGGACGAGGAUGAGGAGGGAGAUGAGGAUGAGGAAGAUGAGGAAGAAGAAGAGGAGGAGGAAGAUGAAGACGUGGAUUACAGGCAGUGUGGGUGGCACAGCACCAAUACAGCAUCCCGACGUGUGCCUGGCCGGGUGGAGGGAGGCAGAGGAGGCGUCGCCAUGCACGAGGACAGCACCGCCACCUCCUUCAGUGACGUCACCCUUUACAUGGACGAAGGCUGCCUCCCGUCCUCGCCACUGUCCCGUCCCGCCUCCAGCUCCGACACGGACUACUGGGGGGGAGGGAGAGGCGCAGGGGGGAGGGAGGACAGCAGAGAGACGGAGGCAGGCAGCAACGCCAGCCGGAGGAGCAGCACCCCCUGCACUGAGUGCAGAGGGGAGUACAGAGGGAGAGGAGGAGGAGGCGCGGGGGGAGGGGGACACCUGCCUGUCCUCACUAUUGAACCGCCCAGUGACAGUUCAGUGGACAUGAGUGACAGGUCGGAGCGGGGCUCUAUCGGGCGUUUGGUGUACGAGCAGGAGUCCUCAGGAGCAGAGCAAGGAGGAGAAAGGGGGAUAGGAGGGGAGGGUGAAAGUGGAGAGGAGGAGCUGGCGGGAGGGAGCAGCGAAGCCGAAUCUCUACAAGGAACCAUCAAACACAAACCGAACGGCCGCUCCGUGGCCAUGGCGCAGGGACAGACCCGCAGCCCCGCUAACGUCCCCCUGCCCAUGCCGUCGGCCAGGACGCUGCCGUCUCACCCGCUCCAACACUCACACCCCCACCCCUCAGCCGUCCCCCACCUUCCCACCAUCCUCCACCACCACCCCCAGUACAGCCAGCCGCACCUCAUGCACAUGCACCACGCCCACGGCGGCAGCCCCUACAUGCAGCAUCCACACCACUUCGCCCAGCACCACUACCACCCCCUGCACCACCAACACUUGGCCCACUCCUACCCAGAACCCCCUGCGUCUCCCCUGCCCUCCCCGGUUCCCCCCCUCACGCCUCUGUCCCCGCUGCCGCCGCCACUCACGCCCUCCCCCAUGUCCUCUUCCUCGGCGCUCCAGAACCUGGAGGGGCAGCAGCACCUCGUCCACCACCCCCACCUCCAUCACCAUCACCACCACCUGCUCUGCUCAGACGGAGACAAUGAGAGCGUCAACUCCACCACCACCAACUCCAACGACGACACCACCGUCAACAACUGCAGCUCGGGCUCGUCCUCCAGGGACAGCCUGCGGGAGCCCAUGGGAGGGGCCACGCUGGGGAAGCAGACCUACCAGAGGGAGAGCCGCCACAGCUGGGACUCGCCCGCCUUCAACAACGACGUGGUGCAGAGGCGGCAGUACCGCAUCGGACUCAACCUGUUCAACAAGAAGCCAGAGAAGGGCAUCCAGUACCUGAUCGAGAAGGGCUUCGUGUCGGACACUCCGGUGGGCAUCGCCAGGUUCAUCCUGGAGCGGAAAGGCCUGAGCAGGCAGAUGAUCGGGGAGUUCCUGGGCAGCCGGCAGCAGUUCAACAAGGACGUCCUGGACUGCGUCCUGGAUGAGAUGGACUUCUCUGGGAUGGAUCUGGAUGAAGCUCUGAGGAAGUUCCAGGCUCAGAUCAAAGUCCAGGGCGAAGCUCAGCGGGUGGAGCGGCUGGUGGAGGCCUUCAGUCAGAGAUACUGCGUCUGCAACCCGGUGCUGAUCCGGCAGUUCCAGAACCCAGACACCAUCUUCAUCCUGGCCUUCGCCAUCAUCCUCCUCAACACUGACAUGUACAGCCCCAACGUGAAGGCCGAGAGGAAGAUGAAGCUGGAGGACUUCAUCAAGAACCUGAGGGGUGUGGAUAACGGUCAGGACAUCCCCAGAGACCUGCUGGUGGCCAUCUACGGACGGAUCCAGAAGUGGGAGCUGAGGACCAAUGAUGACCACGUGUCUCAGGUCCAGGCAGUGGAGAGGAUGGUUGUCGGCAAGAAACCAGUUCUGUCGCUGCCGCACCGCAGGCUGGUGUGCUGCUGUCAGCUGUUCGAGGUUCCAGAUCCAAACCGAGCUCAGAGGAGCGGCGUCCACCAGAGAGAAGUCUUCCUGUUCAAUGACCUGCUCAUGGUAACGAAGAUCUUCCAGAAGAAGAAGACGUCGGUGACGUACAGUUUCAGGCAGUCGUUUCCUCUGCUCGACAUGCAGGUCCACACCUUCCAGAACACCUACUACCCUCAUGGUAUCCGGCUGACGUCAGCAAAUCCAGGAGGAGAGAGGAAGGUGUUGAUCAUCUUCACAGCGCCAAGUCAGCAGGACCGAGCCCGAUUCACGUCCGACCUGCGAGAGAGCAUCACAGAGGUGCAGGAGAUGGAGAAGUACCGGGUGGAGUCUGAACUGGAGAAGCAGAAAGGCAUGAUGCGUCCUGGAAUGCUGGCGGGAUCAGGAGGGAUGGGGAUGUCAGGGAGCGGGACCAACUCUGCAGGAGGAACCAUGAAGGGUGAGGUGGUGAACGGCACCCUGGGAAGGCCAAGCCUCGAUGACACAUAUGCCUCAGUGGACGGACUCAAGCGCACGGCGCUCAGCUCCUCCCUCAGAGAUCUCUCAGAGACGGGGAAGCGAGGUCGUAGGAACAGUGUGGGCUCAUUGGACAGUACCAUUGAAGGUUCCAUCAUUAGCAGUCCACGGCCUCACCAGCAGCGCCCCCUGCAGGGAGCCAAUCUGUCCUACAGCCCCAUAAUGGUUCCUUCGUCUCCAGCAGCCUACCGGCCACACCGCCCUACUCAGAGCCCCGGUACAGGGGUGGGGGGUGGGCCGGGGCUCUGUCACAACCAGAGAGGGGUCGCUACGUCCCCUCUCGUGAGCGGGGUAGGGGCUGGGGGCGGCGGAGGGAUAGUGGGGGUUGGCGGACAGAUUCCAGGAGCCCGAAUGGGGAAUUUCUUCGGCAGCCGAAGAGGCAAAGUUCCUGGUCCCCUGACGAUGAUGUCACCACCUCCUCAGGGUCCACCCAGUCCUCUGAUGAUAUCCUCACCCCCCCACUACCCUGCCCCCGCGCCUCCCAUCGCCCUCCCCUCCUCCCCUUCCCCAUGCCCCUCCCCAUCUCCCAACCUCGGCUCGUCGGAAUCGGCCGGAGCUGGAGGGGGAGGAGGUCCGGGAGGGGGACCGUCCAAGCUCCAGGUUCUGCACGCCCAGUAUUGCCACGGCAACAGUGGAGGAGGCGUAGUCAGUGGCCACCAGCAGCAGCAGACUCCGCCGCCCCCCUACCAUCACCAUCACCGCUACCACAUGCAGCACCACCCCCUGUCCCACCGCUUCUCCGCCCCCCCGCGGCCCGGGUGCGCUCCUGCUCACACCCAGCCCCAUCAGAGGCUGCAUCAAGGCUCUGCCCAGCACCCGCGCUACAACAUGGCGUCCGGAUUCACCACCCCUCCGCCGUUGUCCCCUCACUCCCCCGUUACCCCGACUACGCCACAUGGACUCUACCAUCCGGGCCGACCAGCCGGAGGCUCCAAGCUGCCUCUGACCAUCUCGCACUCCCAGCCCCACCCUCACUCUCACACACACUCUCACAACCAUGCCGUUCACACACACUCCCCGCUCAGCCCGUCCCCCUCCGCCACAGGCUCCACCCACUUCGUCUUCUCCACCCCGCCACCUCAGACUCCCUCAGCGCGCCUCCUCACCCAGACGCCCCCACAGCCCUACACGCCCCAGUACCCGCCCCUGUCAUCUAUACCGCCUCCCCCUCCGCACUCCCCCUUACCUCCCCCGUCGUCCGCCCCGCUCUCCCCACACCCGCCGGGGGUCGGGCAGGGGGCAGGUCCCAAAUCAAAGCCCGUCAGCCGCAUCAGCACAGUCGUGUGAAGAGACAGAGACCGAGGACAGUGGUGCUCAAUCCUGCUGUGAGCCGCCAGGGGGCGAUAUUGAGACUGAGCGCGAGAGGUAGGAGGGGAGGAAGAGUGGGAGGACAGAUGCAGGCGUUUCCAAGCGGCCGCCUGGCGAGAAGGAGAGCUUUAAGAGCGGGGAAGAGGAAGUUACUGAGCCUGUGUUAUUUUCACAUCGACUUCCCCCGCAGGUAGACAGCUGUUAGCGGGAACCCCCCCCCAGUCCUCGCCCCCACUGAUGCUGCCCAUGAGGUGAACUGGGAAUCAAGCGGACAUUUUUGUAGUUCUUCACUGACAGUGUUUGUCUCUUUAGCGAGUACCUGUUAACGUUUCCGUGUGGCUGUGGUGGACAACGGCUGAGGAACCAGUCAGGCAGGUACCGUUACCUGAAAACCAAGCAUGAAGGUAUGUGGGCGGAGCUUUAGGGACAGUUUGGGUUUUUCUGAGAGUAGAAGUAGUCCAAACAUAACAGUAGUUGUUCACCAUGCUGUUCAGCACAAAAUUAAACUAUUUCUUGACAUUAAUAAGCCAUGAGGUAGAAGCAGGUGUGUUUGUCAUUACUAUGGUGGAGUCUGUGUCUUAGACAGGUGUGCAUGACCUGUGCAAUAGCUAACGAUUACCCGUGUGUUUAUGGUUGGUGUCUAAUGAGCAGGGAUAGACGUGUGGUGAUGCAAAGCCCCGAUCCAGCGUUUGGUUUCAGCUGGAGGAGAGAAGCUGCCUGGACGCUUUGCUCUGAGGACCAUAAACUUCCUAAAAGCUUUAAAUAAGCCAUUGAAACACAAACUCCAGGUGUCUUCGUUUUUGUUCUGCAAAAACUACUCAAA